This is a messenger RNA of Paramacrobiotus metropolitanus, 2408 nucleotides long. RefSeq names its product transmembrane protein 62-like. NCBI's taxonomy places the organism in Eukaryota, Metazoa, Tardigrada, Eutardigrada, Parachela, Macrobiotidae. The transcript is spliced from 10 exons. The coding region runs from base 172 to 2139 and encodes 655 amino acids. Gene Ontology annotation, molecular function: hydrolase activity. The record is from RefSeq and is a predicted model, not a curated record.
AUUUCAUGAAUAAAUACAGUAUUGAUACAGUACUACUAUUAACUAUUGAUUAUGAUUCUAACGAGCAAGAUAAAUUCAUAAAUAAAUUCAGCUGUGUUAUAAUUCUCCGAUUGUUUUUCAUCCCUACGUGAUAUUCUGCUGUGUUCUCGGGCUGGCAACGUGGUCGUUGCGAUGGGCUUCCCGUUGAAAGCACUGCUCAUCCUGGCUGCCCCGAUCAUCGUCGUCUCGUGGGCGGUUAUGAUCGCCAUCAACACCAUCACCGUCAGCUACGCCGUGCUGCCCGUGUUCCGCCACUUCGACGAUCCCGACGUGCUGGCGGAACGGCGCGCCCAUUUCGCCAACGUGGCUCCGCGGGAUACUCUCGAUAAUCUCAUGUGGUUUAUGCAGAUCACCGAUCUGCACAUCAACGAGUACGAAGAGCCCGAGCGCAUCGCGCAGCUGCAGGAGUUCUGCAGCGUCGUGGUGGACGCGGUGCGGCCCAGCGUGGUGCUGGCCAGCGGGGAUCUGACGGACGCCAAACGGCGCACCAGCUUCUCCUCCGGCCAGAACGAGCAGGAAUGGAGGGAUUAUGCGCGCGUGCUGCGCGAAUCGCGCGUCACGGAGAAAACCGUCUGGCUGGAUAUUCGGGGAAAUCAUGAUACGUUCAAUGUGCCUUCGCAUGACAGCAAAAUGAACUAUUUCCGAACCCAUGCGUCGCGGGGAAAUUUCACUUCGUACCACUACGUGCAUCGCUACGGAGCCAACAGUGUGUCCUUCAUCGCCAUGGACGCCACUCCCGAUCCCGGCUUCCGGCGACCGUUUAAUUUCUUCGGAAUCAUUACCGAACAACAAAUGGAAGAGCUGCACCGGUUUGCGGACGAUGCCAAGAGCAGUAACGUGACCAUUUGGUUCGGUCAUUAUCCGACAUCCUACAUCAGCUCCCCACCGCCGGGAAUCUCCCACACUAUGCGCGGCGCUGUGGCCUACCUCAGCGGGCAUCUGCACACCCUGGGCGGUCUGGCGCCGGAACUGUAUGCGCUGCAGAAAAGCGGCACACUGGAGCUGGAGCUGGGCGAUUGGAAAGCCAACCGCUUGUUUCGUAUCGCGGCUAUUGACCACGAUCUGAUGUCGUUUGCUGAUUACGAAUUCAAUCAGUGGCCGAUUGUGCUGGUGACGAACCCGAAGAAUGUGCGCUUUUACGCGCCGGUCCAUGAACCGCUGGAUCGCAUCGCCCGCUCCACGCACAUCCGCGUACUAGCCUUUUCCCCGCACGGCAUCCACUCCGUCCAAAUCCUCCUCCCCGACGCCACCACUUACCAAACCGCCACCCGCGUCCGCAGCAGCAGUCCUUUAUUCACCCUCCCCUGGGACGCCAGUCGCUACGCCAUCGGCAGCCACACCCUCACGGUCCGCGUGGAAGACAGCGCCGGGAAUAUCCGCGAGAUUGUCCAGGAGUUCGCCACCCGCGACGCCCAGGUGCCGGGGUUCUCGCUGCUGCGCCGGCUGAUUCUGAUGGGCGAUGUGGGGCGCUUCUUCGAGACGCUGUGCUUCGGGAUGGUCCUGGGCAACUGCGUCAUGCUGUGGCUGCUGGGAACCGCCGCCUGGCGGUGGGUGGCGCAGUGGGCGCGCGGCUGGACGGAGUGGCGGUUGGUGCGGGAAAUCAGUUGCGUGGUGCGGCUGGAAUGGCUCUUCUGGGUGUUGAACUGGUGCUCCGUCUAUCCCGUCAUGCUGCCGUGGUUUUUCGGGGAGAUCGUGGAGGGGGAGUACGGGGUGGCGUUCAGCUUCGGGAUCUGGAUGCGCCGGCAGUGGCUGCAGGGCCAGAUGACGUACAUGUUCGCCGUGACGCAUCUGCUGCUGCACAUCCUCCCGCUGACCUGCUGCAGCAUCCUCUACGCCCGCGCCCGUCUGCGGCAGGGCGGCCGCUGGCGCUGGACGCACGGCUUCUACCACGCCUGGUUCGCCGGGAUUCUGCUGCUGGAGCUGCUCAAUCUGAAGAUCAUCGGCGAUUCCUACGGGGCCAUCUCCGUGCCCACCAACGGCUUGCUGCUGUGGAGCGGGGUCGUUCCCACGGUGUUCCUAUGGUAUAAAUGCUGGCGACUGGGCACCGACAGCCGGAGUGAAACCCGGAAAAAGUCCCCCCUCAGCAAAAACGACGAAUAACAUGUCAACCAACGGAAAAAAAUGCAGGAUUCGGUUUGUCGCGUUUUUACUUAAUUUCCAUGAAGGAUUUCCCGUGCGUGUGGCGUUCUUGUCUUUGUAUUUUGUUCUGGGUUGUUGGUUCUGAUUAGUGUCUCUCUCUUCUCCUCCAUUCUGUGAUACAGUGUUGAUAUUAUUUUUUAUAUUGGCAAUAAUUUAAUCAUUUCCAGUGAUAUUUUUGUGAUUAAUUAUGCGGCAAGAAAUUGUCAUCGGAAAAUGUACUCAAAUAAAAA